UCAAAAAACGCCAUGUCCCCGCCAACGGAUCGCCUCGGCUUCUACAUCGCCAUCAUAUGCGCUAUGCCGAUUGAGUCCAACGCAGUUGAUCUACUCUUUGACGAGCUGUACGAUGAUGCCGGGCCAGCCUUCGGGAAGGCACCAGGCGACACCAAUAAGUACAAAACAGGGCGACUCGGGAAGCACCAUAUCGUGCUGCUCACUCUGCCUUCGAUAGGCCCACAGGCGGCUACCGCCGGAUCUGCACAGAUGAUCAUGAGCUUCCCCAACAUCCAGUUUGGGCUCAUCGUCGGCGUUUGCGGCGGCCUGCCUCAGAUCAAUAACAAAAACGCAUUUCUCGGCGACGUUGUCGUCAGCACCAGCCUCCUCAACUACGACUUCGGUACACAGUAUACGGAUCAUUUCGCGGUAAAGUUCGACAUCCAGAACACACUUGGGCCGCCGAGCAGCAAGCUUCAAUCCCUGCUGUCCUUCCUUGAGAGGGAGCACGACAUGGGCCGCCUCAAAGAGAGUGCGGCGAAAAAUCUUGGCCAGCUGCAGGCCAGGGCCAGCGAGAAGAGGCGCAAAGCAAAUUACAAGUCACCCAGCCACGAUUUGGACCUGAUCUUCCCCUCCGACUACGAGCAUAUCGACCGCAAGGAGGAUUGUGCUGAAUGCGACGCCACGCCUCGGAGAUUCUGCGAACCGGUCACCCGCAAGACCUGCGACGACGCCGGCUGCGAGGAUGAUCGACAGGUGUGCAGGGGCGACGCCCGGAGGGAGCAGCUUUACGCGAUGGGCUACGCGACGGGCCUUCCGCAGAUAUUCCUGGGCAAGGUCGCGUGCGGCAACGCCGUCAUGAUGUCGGGCCGCCACCGAGACCAAAAGGCCAAGGAGCACGACAUCAUCGCCUUCGAAAUGGAGGGGGCUGGGGCCUGGGAGGUGCUCUCCUGUCUUGUGGUCAAGGGUAUCUGCGACUACGCCGACAGCCACAAGAACAAGCAUUGGCAGAAUUUCGCGGCCGCCACGGCGGCCUCGGUGGCUGUGGCAAUCCUUGAGCAGUAUGAGCCUCCGGACGACAUGACGGGGAGGUCGGGAGCCUCCAGACAGGGCCCGGUCACGACUGUGACGCAUAAUUAUGGAGGCCAAAGUGGAAAUAGCCACAACAUACUAGGUUCUACAUUCGGCAGUGGAACGACGAUCAAUAUGGGUGGUUAGUAGUUUGUUGGCUAUCACAAGAUGGCAGUGUGAUGGACAAACGGUGCUAGAUAGGUUCUAUUGUAGGCCUAUCUAGAUAUCUCAAGAGGAAGGAAGACGGGGCACACGGCCAUGGGCCUCGUGCCCUUUUAUCUACAAUGAUACCCGUAUUUUGCAGGUGUGGUACCCACUACCGCACCC
Molecule: messenger RNA, 1377 nt
Organism: Gaeumannomyces tritici R3-111a-1
Lineage: Eukaryota; Fungi; Ascomycota; Sordariomycetes; Magnaporthales; Magnaporthaceae
Exons: 1
Coding region: 13-1197 (394 amino acids)
Biological process (GO): nucleoside metabolic process
Molecular function (GO): catalytic activity
Source: RefSeq, a predicted model, not a curated record